This is a messenger RNA of Brienomyrus brachyistius, 2941 nucleotides long. Its product is annotated as sorting nexin-9-like. Gene Ontology annotation, cellular component: cytoplasmic vesicle; plasma membrane. The coding region runs from base 253 to 2100 and encodes 615 amino acids. Lineage: Eukaryota; Metazoa; Chordata; Actinopteri; Osteoglossiformes; Mormyridae. Gene Ontology annotation, biological process: cleavage furrow formation; mitotic cytokinesis; intracellular protein transport. The record is from RefSeq and is a predicted model, not a curated record. The transcript is spliced from 20 exons. Gene Ontology annotation, molecular function: protein binding; phosphatidylinositol binding.
UCGCACUUAAACUCACACUUUUUAAACAUCUGACCCUGUGCUUUUCUCCUGCACUUAUUGGCAGCUCUUUUUUUUCUUUUCACGGGUCAAAGGGCACCUCUGUAUUUAGUGAUGUAUUAAAAUUAGUUCAGCGCUGCCGUGAAGAACUGCCUUGUUUUCGUUCAGUCUAUGGACAAGCAAUGUCGGGCUGAGGAUUCAUAAAGGGGAAAAUACAGCUUUGCUUCUCUUUAGUAACUAGCACAUCUGCACACAAUGGCCGUCAAGGCUCAGGUUUUGUAUGACUUCAUUGCUGAACCAGGAAACAACGAGUUGAGCGUGAAAGAAGGAGAAACCAUCACCAUCACCAACCAGAACAUAGGGGGAGGUUGGGUGGAAGCACAGAACUCCAGAGGGGAGACAGGGCUGGUUCCUGAAGACUACAUUGAGUUGAAAACAGCCCCCGCAGGAGGCGGAAAUGUUGCAGUCCCUGACCUGUCAUUCUUUGACGCCUUCGCCCCAACGCCAGCCAAGAGCCAGCAGGUGGAUGUAGUUGGCGGCAGCGCUCAGCGCGAAACUUCCAACACCCCAGCCCCUGCCUCUGUGCCCCAGAACGAGGCGAGCAACGGCAGCGAUCCCUGGUCCAUCUGGAACACAGAUCCGGCAGGAAACGCAGCCAACAACUGGGCGGCCAAGCCAGAGGGCACGGAGACGGGGCAAACGGCUAGCAACUGGAAUUCGGCGGCCCCAGGGCAGCUUCAGGGAUACCAGGGUCCAGAUCUCUAUCCCUAUCCUUACCUAAUUGAUUACACAGGGACUGCAGACGAUGAAGAAUGGGAUGACGAAUGGGACGACGUGAAGCCCUCAGGCGGAUACACGGAGGCCGAAGCUGGGGAGGGAGGGCCCAUGGGCAGGCCAGGGGCACACGGUUCAUCAAUGAAAAUUGCCCUCAACAAGUUUCCUGGUUUCUCCAAGUCUGGUGCAGAAAUAUAUCUUCUCUCAAAGCUGCCUCCAAAGGGAAAAGACAAGAUACCUGUAUAUGUCGGAGAGGUCGGCCCGGUGUGGCACUAUCCUGAGGCGCAGUUGGAUUGUGUUGUUGCAGACCCCAAAAAGGGCACCAAAAUGUAUGGCCUGAAAAGCUAUAUUGAGUACCAAGUCACACCGAGCACUACAAACCGACCUGUCAAUCACAGAUACAAGCACUUUGAUUGGCUCUAUGAGAGGCUUCUGGAGAAAUAUGGGUCAGCCAUUCCCAUUCCAUCAUUACCAGACAAACAGGUCACAGGCCGCUUUGAGGAAGAGUUCAUCAAGAUGCGCAUGGAGCGGCUCCAGGGCUGGAUGACUCGCAUGUGCCGGCACCCCAUCAUCUCCAACAGCGAAGUCUUCCAGCUCUUCCUCACUUACAAGGAUGAAAAGGACUGGAAGUUUGGGAAAAGAAAAGCGGAGAAAGACGAGACAGUCGGAGCCAUGAUUUUCUCCUUGGUGGAACCUGAGGCACCAGACCUGGAACCUCUGGAAGUGGAACAGAAGUGUGAGCAGUUCAGCAGGUUCACCAGAGCCAUGGAUGACGGUGUGAAGGACCUUCUCACUGUUGGACAGGAGCACUGGAAGAGAUGUACAGGGCCAUUACCCAAGGAGUACCAGCGGAUCGGAAAGGCUUUCCAGAAUCUGUCGUCUGUUUUUAACAGCAGUGGAUAUCAAGGCGAAGCCACGCUCACUGAUGCUCUGACGGCGGCAGGAAAAACAUAUGAAGAAAUUGCACAAUUGUUUGCCGAGCAGCCAAAGAAGGACCUGCACUUUCUGAUGGAGGUCAACAACGAGUACAAAGGUCUCCUGGGCUGCUUCCCAGACACCAUCGGCGUGCACAAGGUGGCCAUAGAGAAGGUGAAGGAGGGUGACAGGCUGGUGGCCACCAGUAAGAUCACCCCGCAGGAGAAGACCACCAUGGGCAAGCGAGUCGGCACCAUGUCUUACGCCCUGCAAGCUGAGAUGAACCACUUCCAUAGCAACCGGAUCUAUGACUACAACCGGGUUAUGCAGCUUUACCUCGAGGAGCAGGUGAAAUUCUAUGAAACGAUUGCCGAGAAGCUGAAGGAGGCUCACGGCCGGUUUACCACGAUGUAGAGAUGCAUCUGCAGUCAAUUCCACAGCCAAACUACUCUUUGGUUGCUUGUUUUUUGUAUGCUCUUCACAUGUUAUUGAUAAUUAAUGAUUUCAGCACUAUAUAAUUAGCUGUUACACUUGGGCCAAUGAUAUAUUAAUUGCAAAACAAUGAAACUUCAGAGCACUUACAAAGAGUCGCUGAACCUCCGGUGCCAGUGGGUGCAUUUCAAAGCUUGUGUGCAUGCAUGAAAUGCAUCGCAUGGAUGCUGUGCGGUGACUUGCAAGAAAACAUGUCUGUCUUCUGAUCAUCGGAUUGGAUUUUGGAUUUUUUUAUUUUUUUGGAAGAUGGAUUUCCAUUGCUGCCUUGCUGAUCUCCUCACGCACAGGGAGAGGUGGACGGACAUGGUUUGCCUGUCCGGCAAACUGGCGAUAAUAGAGGCAGGACCUCCACAGUACCCAGUGUGCUUAGUAACCAGACUUGCAGGAAGUGUAUCAUUCCAGCUACACACUGCCUUGCAUUAAGAAGACAAUUGGGGGGGGGGGGAGGAGGUUUGCUGCCCUUCAGCCGUUGAGAUUCCAGAAGGUUCCCCGAGGAGGAGAUCGCUAGGACUCACUGGGCACCAGGAGCAGGACCUGGUGUGGGUAUACUGGAUGUGAGAUACCUCACUGGAAUCCUCAUGCUCCAUGGCAAACACUCUUGGUCCUGUAACGCCCGCAUCUGCUGCCUCACUGGCUGCUUUGACUCCACUCUGCCUACAUUUCAACUACAAUAUCUUCUGGAAUUGCUCUUUGACCUUUUUUUUCCUAACAAGUGUAAUAAAUUAUAUAUAUAUAUGUAUAAAUUUAUAAUAUGGUAAAAACA